AUGGCUGGCAGCCGAUCUCCUACUCCAGAGUUUUCGCCUCUGGCAGUCGGCGUCGAUCUUGCCCCUCUGCCCGCAUACAAAGCAGCGGCCACGGCUGGUUUCGACUUUGAUGGCCACCUUGCAAAACCUCUGCGGCUACACGAGGACUUGACUUCUGGCUGUGGUGGGCAGACAUGGCCGGCGGGUAUGGUCCUGGCGAAGCACAUGCUCCGUUACCACCAAAAGGAUCUGCGCGAGUCAAGAAUUCUAGAGCUCGGUGCCGGCGGCGGGCUUGUCGGCCUAGCGGUCGCCAGCGGCUGCGAGCUCGAAAACCCGCUCUAUAUUACCGACCAGCUGGAGAUGUUCUCGCUGAUGGGACACAACAUCGAAUUGAACGAGCUUCAGGGUCGCGUCAAGGCUGCAAUUCUGAACUGGGGAGAGGCGCUUGCGCAGGAGAUCGUAGACUUCCAACCAGAUGUCAUUCUGGCUGCCGACUGUGUGUACUUUGAGCCAGCCUUCCCUCUGCUCAUGACGACGCUUUCCGAUCUCCUGUCUCUGUGCCCGUCGGCAACAAUCUACUUCUGUUUCAAGAAGAGACGCCGCGCCGACAUGCAGUUCCUCAAAAAGGCGCAGAAGGCGUUCGAUGUGGCUGAAGUCCACGAUGAGGACCGCCCAGUAUUCAGUCGACAAGGGCUAUUUCUGUACAGCUUCAGGAGUAAGACAACGAACCGCACUGGUUCUCAAAUAGGGUGA
Molecule: messenger RNA, 732 nt
Organism: Neoarthrinium moseri
Lineage: Eukaryota; Fungi; Ascomycota; Sordariomycetes; Amphisphaeriales; Apiosporaceae
Exons: 3
Coding region: 1-732 (243 amino acids)
Source: RefSeq, a predicted model, not a curated record